AAGUCAGGUGAGUUGAGAGCGCAUUAGUCACUGAGAUGGGCUGUCUCUAAAUAGUUGUUCAGCUCAUAACAAACGCUUUAUCAGACAAACAUGCCAAACGACCCUUCAGCGCGGCUUUGUCUGCAGCCUGUCCGCAGCACGGACACAAGAACAUUUCACUACACAUUGUACUCUGUAUGAUACUGUAUGUGACAAAUAAUAAAGAUUGUUUGUUUGUUUGUUUGUUCAGGACUUCGCUGUUAGCUUGCACAUUAAACUGUAUAUGAUAAAGAAAUCCGGCCACACGUUUGUGUUGACGUCACUCAGAGUCAGCUGUUACUAGGCUCGUCGCAGCGCCACACGUCUUUUGCCUGCAUCGUGCAUGUCCAGCAGCAAGAUCGACGAUGGCCGGAUUCACGGGUUUCCUGCACAGACUGAUGGCCUCAAAUACUAUAACAAAACAGGAGAAGUGUUACAACCCUCUCGACCUGACAUUUAAAUUUGUCGAUAGAGAGGAUGAUUUGGACUUUUUGUGUGAAGGCUUCAAAUCUCUCAGAGCUCAGAUGUCCUGUGGUCACGCUGUGACCCCGACCUCUCUCACCAACUGGUGUCGCAGGUUGUUGGAGCAGGGUGAAAGCAGGUUUGUGUGUGGUGGGUUUGGUUGCAGUGCUGAGUGGACUUUGGCAGAGGUUGUUAAAAUGGCUCUUCUGACCCCUGAAGAAACUGAGUACUUCAGAAAAACCCUGGAAUUCAACGCUGCCAGGCAGAUGCUUAUCAUCAGAUUUUGUCCUAGCUGUGGAUCCGCUGUGACGAGAGAGAAUGAAUCAGAUUUGAAUGUCCUCUGUAAAAAGUGCACAGCAGUAAAAGGACAGCCAUUUGAAUUCUGCUGGCAGUGUUUGAGGGAGUGGAAGGGUGCACGGCCUCGGAAAGACCGCUGUGGAAAUCGUGGCUGCUGCAACCAGUCACUGAAAACGCUAAAAGAAUGCCCAGAUAUCAUCUUUGAUUCUGUGAAGGGAGUCAACGGGUGUCCCUCUGUCCGUGCCUGUCCCACCUGUGGUUUACUGGUGGAGCACAGCAAGAGGCAUUGUAAAUCUCUUGUUUGUCCUCGAUGUAAGGUGAAGUUCUGUUUUGUGUGCCUGAAGAUCUUCACUGAAUGCACCAGAACAAGUGGCAUUUCUGCACCUUGCUCCAGUGGAGUGGCCCCCAGACAGACAGCUAUACCUGUAUGGCAGAAGAAAUAAUAGUAACAACACAAGGCCAUCAAACUUCACUUUGUUUUGGUGUGAAAGUGACUUGAAAGUGGAGUUGAUGCACUUUAAAAUAUAUGAUAAUUAUAUUUUAAAAAAUAGCUUUUUGCUCCCAAAUUCACCUAGCAACUGCCAUAAACCAGUCAACAAUUCCCAGUAUUUCUCUCUGACUGGAGAUUAGCAGGAGGUCACUGAACAUUCACUAGGUCUGCAUGGUUAAGCAACUUCCAGUAACCACUUGUCAACCAGUCAGGAAAUAAACAUUUUAUAUAGAAAUCUGCGGUUGGCAUUUAUCUGUGAUAAUAUAUCAUAUAAUAUAAUGCUAAAGAAAUGUUGUAGUUUGUUAAUGAGAAAUUUCCUACCAGAUGUGAACUUUACAACUGUAUUAUGCCUGAUUUGGGGGGGCGAGGGGGCGUGGCUGUGGCUCAGCUCGUAGAGCAGAUCAGCUACUGAUCGGAAGGUUGGUGGUUCGAUUCCUGGCUCCCCCAGUCUGCAUGCCAAAUAUCCUUGGGC
Oreochromis aureus is the source of this 1739-nucleotide messenger RNA. Its product is annotated as probable E3 ubiquitin-protein ligase RNF144A-A. Lineage: Eukaryota; Metazoa; Chordata; Actinopteri; Cichliformes; Cichlidae. The coding region runs from base 384 to 1220 and encodes 278 amino acids. The transcript is spliced from 6 exons. The record is from RefSeq and is a predicted model, not a curated record.